Messenger RNA from Anas platyrhynchos (mallard), 7844 nucleotides. It is a transcript of the gene ATP9A, whose product is annotated as ATPase phospholipid transporting 9A (putative). The record is from RefSeq and is a predicted model, not a curated record. Gene Ontology annotation, cellular component: trans-Golgi network; endosome; plasma membrane. NCBI's taxonomy places the organism in Eukaryota, Metazoa, Chordata, Aves, Anseriformes, Anatidae. Gene Ontology annotation, biological process: endocytosis; retrograde vesicle-mediated transport, Golgi to endoplasmic reticulum; phospholipid translocation. Gene Ontology annotation, molecular function: ATP binding; ATPase-coupled intramembrane lipid carrier activity; magnesium ion binding.
GCGAACCGGGGCGGGCGGAGCGGGCGCGGCACCUGCGUGCUGCUGAGCCCGGCCCCUCGGCGAGCCGAGCCGAGCCCGGCCGAGCCGUGCCGAGCCGAGCGAGGCGCUGCUGGGAAGCGCAUCCCGCCCCGCUCCGCCCCGCCGGCCGCGGCCAUGACCGACAACAUCCCGCUGCAGCCCGUCCGGCAGAAGAAGCGGAUGGACAGCAAGCACCGCGGCGGGUGUUGCGAAUGCCUAAGAUGCUGCGGGAGAAGAGACCCAAGGCCUCGUACGGUUUGGCUUGGCCAUCCAGAGAAGAGAGACCAGCGAUACCCUCGCAAUGUUAUCAACAAUCAGAAAUACAACUUUUUUACGUUUCUCCCUGGGGUGUUAUUUAACCAGUUCAAAUACUUCUUCAACCUUUACUUCUUGCUGUUGGCCUGCUCUCAAUUUGUCGUUGAAAUGAGGCUUGGUGCACUUUACACAUACUGGGUUCCUCUGGGAUUUGUGCUUGCUGUUACCGUCAUCCGAGAGGCCGCGGAGGAGAUCAGAUGUUACAUGCGCGACAAGGAAGUGAACUCGCAGAUCUACAGCAAGCUCACAGCGAGAGGGACUGUGAAGGUGAAGAGCUCUAAUAUACAAGUAGGCGACCUCAUCAUUGUUGAAAAGAACCAGCGGGUCCCUGCUGACAUGAUCUUCCUGAGGACGUCGGAGAAGAAUGGGUCUUGCUUCCUCCGUACUGACCAACUGGAUGGUGAGACAGACUGGAAACUGCGGCUGCCAGUUACCUGUACUCAGAGAUUGCCAACUGCUUCUGACCUACUGCAAAUCCGAUCAUAUGUAUAUGCAGAAGAGCCCAAUAUUGAUAUACAUAAUUUUGUGGGGACCUUCACAAGGGAGGACAGUGACCCUUCCGUGAAUGAAAGUUUAAGCAUAGAAAACACUCUAUGGGCCAGCACAGUGAUUGCAUCAGGUACUGUUGUGGGAGUUGUCCUCUACACUGGAAGGGAAUUGCGCAGUGUGAUGAAUACUUCAAACCCAAGAAGUAAGAUCGGUCUCUUUGAUUUGGAAGUGAACUGUCUUACGAAGAUCCUGUUUGGGGCUCUUGUCGUGGUCUCGCUUGUCAUGGUGGCGCUUCAGCAUUUUGCUGGCCGUUGGUAUCUUCAGAUCAUAAGAUUUCUCCUCCUGUUCUCAAACAUUAUUCCUAUUAGUUUGCGUGUGAAUCUGGACAUGGGGAAAAUUGUCUAUAGCUGGGUGAUCCGCAGAGAUUCCAAAAUCCCUGGGACUGUGGUUCGAUCCAGCACUAUACCUGAGCAGCUGGGGAGGAUAUCCUAUUUGCUCACAGACAAAACAGGAACGCUUACGCAGAAUGAGAUGGUCUUCAAGAGACUUCAUCUGGGCACAGUGGCUUAUGGCCUGGACUCCAUGGAUGAAGUGCAGAGCCACAUAUUCAGUAUAUACACCCAGCAAUCUCAGGACCCACCUGCCGUGAAAGGCCUUACCUUAGCCACCAAGGUGCGUAAAACCAUGAGCAGCCGAGUGCACGAGGCCGUGAAGGCAAUUGCGCUGUGCCACAACGUGACGCCGGUGUAUGAGUCCAACGGGGUGACAGACCAGGCUGAAGCCGAAAGACACUAUGAGGACUCCUGCAGGGUGUACCAGGCCUCUAGUCCUGAUGAGGUGGCCCUGGUGCAGUGGACCGAGAGUGUGGGCUUAACACUGGUGGGCAGAGACCAGUCCUCCAUGCAGCUGAGGACACCAGGCGGCCACAUCCUGAACUUCACCAUCCUCCAGAUCUUCCCCUUCACUUAUGAGAGCAAGCGCAUGGGGAUAAUCGUCCGGGAUGAAUCAACAGGAGAGAUCACCUUCUAUAUGAAGGGCGCUGACGUGGUGAUGGCUGGCAUUGUGCAGUACAACGACUGGCUGGAAGAAGAGUGUGGUAACAUGGCUAGGGAAGGCCUGAGGGUUCUCGUUGUAGCCAAGAAGUCUCUGACAGAAGAGCAAUAUCAAGACUUUGAAGCACGCUACGUGCAGGCGAAGCUGAGCGUGCACGACCGCUCCCUGAAGGUGGCCACGGUCAUCGAGAGCCUGGAGAUGGAGAUGGAGCUGCUGUGUCUCACCGGUGUGGAGGAUCAGCUGCAGGCAGACGUCAGGCCCACUCUGGAGACCCUGAGAAAUGCUGGCAUUAAGGUGUGGAUGCUGACAGGGGAUAAGCUAGAGACAGCCACGUGUACAGCGAAGAAUGCUCAUUUGGUGACACGGACACAGGACAUCCAUAUAUUCAGACUAGUGACUAACCGUGGAGAAGCCCAUCUCGAGCUGAAUGCCUUCCGCCGGAAACAUGACUGCGCGCUUGUUAUUUCUGGCGACUCGCUGGAGGUGUGUCUGAAAUACUACGAGUAUGAGUUCAUGGAGCUGGCGUGCCAGUGCCCUGCCGUCGUCUGCUGUAGAUGUGCUCCAACACAGAAAGCCCAGAUCGUGCGUUUGCUGCAGGAAAGGACUGGCAAGCUCACCUGUGCCGUAGGUGAUGGAGGGAAUGAUGUUAGCAUGAUUCAAGAGGCUGACUGUGGUGUCGGAGUUGAAGGAAAGGAAGGCAAACAAGCAUCACUUGCAGCAGAUUUCUCUAUCACUCAGUUUAAACAUCUGGGUCGUUUGCUGAUGGUGCACGGACGGAACAGCUACAAGCGGUCAGCAGCUCUCAGUCAGUUUGUAAUCCACAGGAGCUUGUGCAUCAGUACAAUGCAGGCUGUUUUCUCAUCCGUAUUUUACUUUGCUUCAGUUCCCCUCUACCAAGGCUUUCUCAUCAUUGGGUACUCCACAAUUUACACAAUGUUUCCAGUGUUUUCCCUAGUCCUGGACAAGGAUGUUAAAUCUGAAGUUGCAAUGUUGUACCCAGAACUCUACAAAGAUCUUCUUAAGGGACGACCGUUGUCAUAUAAAACAUUUUUGAUAUGGGUCUUAAUAAGCAUCUAUCAAGGUAGCAUCAUUAUGUACGGAGCACUCCUCCUCUUUGAAUCUGAAUUUGUCCACAUUGUCGCCAUUUCCUUUACAUCUUUGAUUCUCACCGAGUUGCUGAUGGUAGCAUUGACAAUCCAGACAUGGCACUGGCUCAUGAUAGUGGCUGAGCUGCUUAGUCUCUCCUGCUACAUAGCUUCCCUGGUCUUCUUACAUGAGUUUAUUGAUGUUUACUUCAUUGCAACUUUGUCAUUCUUGUGGAAAGUCACCGUCAUCACUCUGGUGAGCUGCCUUCCCCUCUACGUCCUGAAGUACCUGAGGCGAAGGUUUUCUCCCCCAAGCUAUUCAAAGCUCACAUCUUAGGGCUGCUUUUCUUGCACACCAGAGACGAAUAUUGCACAUGGCUGAGAGACAAAAAUCAUGUAGUUGUUACUAUAAUGAAUACGUCUGAUAUUUGCAUAAGGAUCAUGUAGUAAUCUCUAUUACAUGCUGCUUUAUUGAAAAAGACUUCACAACUACUACAAACGGAAACCUAACAGUACAAGGGAAGGAUUUUUUGAGGGUGGAGGCACUUGUUAGUUCAUCCACUUUUUGUCACUUUUGUUCAACUUAACUGGGGUCAAAUGCAUGCAACUACAAUGAUGAUUGAUUCCUCAUGUGUGGUUAAAAGUACCAAAAGCUGCUAACUGACCUUGGAGUAUAUGUUCGACAAUUUUUAAGUUACAUUUUAAAAAUAUCUGUGGUGUUCCUUGCAUUGUGUAACGUAAUUUUAUUAUUUAUUUUUUUGAUUCAAGUAGGUACAUUCUUUUUACAUCUUGGAAAUCCCUUAACGUAGGUGAUGCACUAUACUGUUGACAGCUGAUUCCUGAUUUAUGGCAUGCUGUUCCCAUAAUGGGGCUCCAGCACGUCGAAUCUACACACACUGGAGAAUCUGAGCAUGUCUGAGAUUUUCCUUCAGUUGAAAUGUGGUCACCCUGGUGAUUUUGGUGGUAUCCAGCCAUCGAUAAAUAGAGAGAAAUGUAAUCUAAAAUGAAGAAAUUCAGUUUUGUUUAGUUCUUGUGCUUCCUGUUAAAAGGAGCUGGUGACAUAAUAACUUUACUCUGUAUUUAUUUGUAUAGGACAAAAUUAUCUAAACUACAGCAAAUCCUCUUUGGAAAAGAAAUUUGCACUUGAUCAGACUUGAAAUGUGUUGACAACGUGAGAAGAGACUUGUAGUGUUCCGCAGACAAUGUGGCAGACAUGUCUUGAAUCCUCGGAGACUGAAAGGAAAGGUCACAGAGCUGCUACUCCUCACAACUACACAAAAUCUGUUUCCUGUUAGGGUGAAACAGUGAAGAUGAGCUGCAAAUAAGCUGAGGCACUCCUAGGUAGAUGUCAUUCUUGACGCCCUCCCUGCAAGGGGAGUUUUUGAGAACCUUGCACUUGCGUUGGUCUAAAACCAAAACUUGAAUGGGAGGCAGGAGCAGGGUCUGUACAAAGGUAUUAGGCUCAUGUGCAGAGCAGUAUACUUGUUUUUAAUUUUCAAAAACUCAAUUAGUUUUGUUUUCAUAAUAACAUAACUUAAUAACAUAAGCAUUGUUCCCCUUAUAACACAGUGAGGAGGGCAACACGUGCACAGGCUGUUCAGGAGAGUGACAGGGUUGCAGGAACCAUUCACCAUUGAAUCUGUGCGUCGAGCAUGGCUGAGCUUUUAUAGUGGCAGCCAUCCUCAUCUAAUGGCUGUUUAGUCUGUGAUAAAUUAGUUGCUUGCUGUCUUGUUCCCACAUCAUAAAAACCACUGUCGUGGCGGGCACAGCCUGGCGCCGUCGCUGGUCAGCUGCACGGAGGGACAGGGAACGGCAGAGCCCAGAGCCUGAACUCCCGCUUGUCUCUUGAGGCAGCCCCUCCAGGUCCAGGCAACAGCACUGGUGUGAGGAGCAGAAGCUCCCUGGUUGCCACUGUGCCAUGCUGAACCCCUUUAAUGGACUGCCAACUUCUGUUGCCAUUGCUACAAGAUGCUGUCGCAAGCAGCACAGUGCUGCAUGAAAAGCUCUGGUGUGAAAAUCAGUGGAAAAUCCGAGUGUUGUUUUAAAGGGAGAGCUGGAGUCUGCGUUGAUCUAUAGCAGCACAUCUUGAAUUUUUAGAUCUAAGAUUGCCAUGACUUACAUGGUUGAUUUUUGGUAAUUUCUCUGAGGAAUGCUUUGGACAACCUGACCUGCCUUCCUUUUUCUCAGUUACUGAGAGGAAAUAGGAAAGAGAGGAAGCAAGUUCCAAAAGCUAUGUAGAGAAAUCAUAAUGCAUGUAGCUUCGGGUGAGAGGAAGGUGCAAGUCCAUAUGGCCUUGUCGUUAGUUCAUGUGGGGGAAACCCUCGUAAUUUAGGAAGUUAUGUUUCAAAAUCCUUCAGGAAUAAGAACAGCCAACACCCUUUAAUCUAAGACAAGGUUUUUUCUUUUGUGCCAGUCUUCUGAUUAGGCACUUGUCUGAAAUCCUAAUACAUGGCAACCACCUUUAGAAACAACCUGCUGACCAAGGAAAUGUAGCUAAUUCUUAGCAGUCACCUUUUAAUAAUUUGUAAAUUUGCCUUUCAUUCUCUUCUAAAUUUUUUCCUAAAAAGAAUAAUAAUAUAUAUUCCUACUCCUUUGACAUGCAUUGGGUAGGGGCUUCAAAGUCCUAUGCUUCUCAUUGAUUUGUCUCAAAGAAGAAAAGCAGUGCCUGAACAGCUCUGUAUCGGAACAAUUGGGCUAGCAGCCGUCUGUGAAUUAUUGCCAAAAGGUACUUCAUGUUGUCUUUAUUGUGACUUGCUACAGUUCCUGGAUAGUGUCAGACAUGCAGCUGUUCUGGAGUCCCCAGUCAGCAUUUGAUUUAAAUAGAUUUAAAGAAAAGAAUCAAUUUUUUUUUUUUUGUCAGCUUCUUGUGACUGAGAAGUCAAGUACCUCUUGUUCUUUGGAAAAUACACCAUGAUACACAUCUUUGUAAAAUCCCUGUCCCUAUCUAGCGUGUAUUAGUAGUUCAAUGUCCUGCAAAAAUAACAGUGCCAUGCUACUGUAUGUAAAUAUUUGAGACGUAUGUAUGGUAGAAUUCACUGUUUCCUGAAGUCAAUACAGUUUACACUGAGUGGACCAUAUUUGCAAAAUAUUAGCCUACACCAAGAAAGGGAGUGAAUUGUGAUUUCAGUAAUAUUUAUUGAAUCAUAACUUUAAUAAUGAAUGCAUAUUUAGUGGCAUUGAGACUAAUCUGUAGCUGUGUCCUGGGGUGGGGAUUAUGUUCCUUUGCAGCUAGUUUUUUUGCACAAGGUUGUAAAUCCAGGAAGUAAUUUCUCUCUGCAUUUUUUAAAUCAAUCAGAAAAUUAAAACUGCCAUCUAACAAACAGCUGGAGAGAGGAAUGAUUGUUGUAUUUUUCAAGUUUAGCACUUUGUCUGAAAUAUAUUUCUCUUAAGUUAUUUAAAAAUGUUUUUAAAAGCAAAGUUUAAUACAUAUGUUCAUACUUACUGUACAUCUGAAUAAAUGUAUUCUCUGCUGGAAAUUUAAAUUAAUCUUUUUCAUCUAGUAUGCUCAUCAUUUGUGCUUAUUGAGAGUGAAGCAUUGUUUUCUUGUAUGUAGUUAUCUUGUUUGUAGAUUUAGUGUUCUUUUUGUUCCUUUUUUGUUGUUGUUGUUCUGGUUUACGUACUGCAGCAGUUCGUAUAACUUGUGAGCUUUGGGACUGCGCUACAAGUGAUGCUGUAGGAUAGCAGUGUGUGUCUUGGUGUGUUCUUGUUUCUUCUGGAUGCUGUAGGGAAGCCUGUGCUCUGUGAUGUGCUGCUUUGGUGGUUAGUUCCGUGCAGAUUUUGUGAUAUGCACUGUUCUCUUCUUGCAUCACUGCAGUAAUUCCAGGUGCUUAACAACCUCUUUUUUUUUUUUUUCUUUUCUUUAACUCUUGGAUAUAUUUCCUUUGUAGGGUUUGCCCCAUUUCUCUUUGCAAACACUUGUUCAGCUCAUACUGCAAUUGAAAUGCAACAUCCUGUGUUCAGCAGCUCAAAUCUGGGCAGGGUCUUAUCAGAACUGGGCUGGGGAGUGAUGAGUGACAUCCCUGGUGUCCCCUCAGAGUUGAGAGCUACAUGCUGAGAGCUACAGCUGUGGUCGGACCAAACUGAGCAGUAUCAGAGGUGUUUUUCUGCAGUCUGCUGAACUAUCACAAAUACUGUGACAAACUCUCUUGCUCACUGCAACUCUUGAUGGAAAUUUUGCUGUGGAUGGGCUGUUUGUCAGGGAGCCCUGGUGAGUUAGAUGUGUGAAUCCCUAAAGCUUGUGUUCUGGCUUUAUCUUUUAAAGAGAGCUGCUGCAUCUUCAGAUAAUAAAUCCUUAGUUUGCACAAGCAGUGCUCUGAACCAGGUAUGUGAACUAUAUUGCAUGCAGCUCACCGUCACACAUCCUUUGUGCACAGCUGGUCAGAUGGGGAUUGACUCAUCUCCACAGCUGCAUAGCUAGGGCCAGCUGAGUGCCCUCUAGAAUCGUCAGUGUGAGCUGGGUGGGCUCUUUUCAUUUUUAUUUAUUAUUAGUUAUUUCAAAGUUAAUAAACUCUGAUUUGCACGAAAUCCUGGGUUCUACAGCUUUGCCAAUAUGGUCCAUUACUACUGCCUACUAUAACUUGUGUACUUAUAUGCCUUUGAGAACACUUUUAAUUGUUAAAAUUUGUUAAAAAUUAAUGUUAAUUUAAUUUAAUUUUUAAUUGGGGAAAUGGAUUCUGUUGUCAAAAGGAUAUUUACUGUGAUGCUGAUGUUUUGUACUUGUCAUCUACUUAAACAACAUGUAAAUACUCUUGAUUCAAGAGAAAUAUGAAUGCCAAUUAUUUAUUGUUCUGUGGAGUUAUAUGUUGCAGAUGUGUAAGAACUUAAAGGGAAUGUUGUAAAACAAGGUGGAAAAAUAAAUUUUAUGCAACUUCUCUAUUUCAUCCA